Messenger RNA from Galendromus occidentalis (western predatory mite), 3450 nucleotides. RefSeq lists its product as uncharacterized. Bases 1 to 3450 code for a protein of 1149 amino acids. NCBI's taxonomy places the organism in Eukaryota, Metazoa, Arthropoda, Arachnida, Mesostigmata, Phytoseiidae. The transcript has 4 exons. The record is from RefSeq and is a predicted model, not a curated record. Gene Ontology annotation, molecular function: nucleic acid binding. Gene Ontology annotation, biological process: DNA integration.
AUGUCUGGUGCGGCGAGUUCUACAUUCGAACAUUUCAAGCCGCGCACCGAGAAGUUCUCCGCGUGGUUAUGCCGUCUGGAAAAUUACCUACGCUACGAAAAGAAAACUACUCCCGACGAGAAGCAAUGUGCCCUCCUUGCGUUCAUGGGAUCGGAAGCGUUCAAACGGUUUUUCGAUAAAGUUCCGUCCGACAAAAAACCGGAGAAUCUCAGCUACGACGAAAUCACCGAAGUCCUACGAAAAAUCUACGAGCCAGGCGAUCCUGGUCGGUUCCCCGAAGAACUAAUCAACGCGAAGAAAACAGCUUCUGUCUUCCGUAACUUGCAUAGUCAUGCUAAUGCUAGCGAUGUCAACAAACUCCAUGUGGGAAAAAAAAUACAGACUCAUCAUCUCCUGGAAGAAGUUCCCUUCAAUUACGUCGACGAUCACGGCAAGAAGCCGAUCGAAAUCAUGGUGCGAAUACGCGACCAAGAGAUAAUGAUGGAGCUCGAUACGGGCAGUGGAAUCUCCACGAUGGAAUAUCCCAAGUUCAUGGGCAUGUUCCCGAAUGAGAAACUUCACAGGAAUGAUAUCAAGCUACGAACUGCUACCCGUGAACUCUUCGAACCAACAUGUUUCGCGAUUGUUCCGGUCACGGUGUAUGGUAAGAGCCACAAUCUCAAACUUUACCUCAUCGAUCGCCCCGAUUUUCCAGCUCUUUUCGGACGAUCGUGGUUACGCAAGACCGAAGUCAAUCCUCUCGAUGUGAAUCACUGCGAUUACGACGCCCUGAAUCACGAGCAGGAGGCGAAGAGACUUCUGCUCAAAUACCCAAACCUGUCGAAGGGAGGUAUCGGGAAGAUCCCCAAUGUGGAAGCAUCCAUUCAUCUCAGAGAAAACCCGAAACCAUCCUACUCCCGACCCCGCCCAGUUCCUCACGCGCUCCUGCCGCUGGUAGACGCCGAGCUCGAUCAACUUGAAAAGUUUGAUGUAAUCGAAAAGGUAGACGCUAGUGAGUGGGCCCAUCCGGCGGUUAUUGCGCUCAGAGGAAAAGGCGAACUCUCGAAAAGGAAAGCAAGAAUCUGUGGAGAUUUUAAGGUGGGAUUAAACCGUUUCCUGAUAAUCGACGAUCAUCCAUUAAAGAAUAUUCGCCAUGCGCUCGACAAUAUCGGCGUUGGAAAACGAUUCACGAAGCUAGACGUAUCGAAUGCAUUUCUUCAUAUGCCCAUACGCCCGGAGGAUCGAAAAUUCCUAACCGUUAACACACAUCGUGGAUUAUACAGGUUCAAGCGCAUGUGCAAUGGCCUAGCGUCAGCGCCUGCAAUCUGGCAGCGAUACAUGGAAGGAAUACUAGCAGGAAUACAAGGAGUCGAGGUCGUUAUCGACGACAUCGUCAUCUCUGCCUCUACCGAUCAGGAGCAUCUGAAGCGGUUGGACGCCGUCCUUCAGCGACUCGAUUCGAAUGACCUCCGGCUGAAUCUGGCAAAAUGUAGUUUUUUCGCCGAGGAGAUUCAGUUUUGCGGGUUCCGGUUACGUCACCAAGAAAUACACAAAUGUGACGAUAAGAUAUCUUGUCUCAAAAACGCCCCAAUUCCGAAGUCUCUCAAUGAGCUGAGAAGUUUCAUCGGCAUGAUCCAAUUUUAUUCUUCGUUUGCGCCGCAACUGGCCGACCUCGCCCACCCUCUCUACAAAGCGUUCAAAGGAGGGAAGGAUAAAUUCACAUGGACACCGGAGAUGACACAAGCAUUCAACGCCGUGAAAACUGAGAUGUGUUCCCCGAGAGUACUAGUACCGUUCGAUUCCGAGAAAACCCUUUUGCUGGCAACCGACGCGUCGUCUUAUGGCAUUUCGGCAGUACUUUCUCACCGAUAUGAAGACAAAACCGAGCGGCCCAUAGCAUACUACUCGAGGACACUCUCGGAUACGGAGAAACGGUAUACGCAGCUAGAUAAAGAGGCAUUGGGCAUAAAGGAAGGAGUCAACCGUUUUUUCUUCUAUUUGUUCGGAAGAAGAUUCGUUUUGAUUACAGACAGCAAACCCUUAGUUUCGAUUCUGUCGCCUUCAAAGGCUCUGCCACCGCUAGCAGCAAUGCGAAUGAUGAACUACAGCAUGUUUCUCCAAUCGUUCACCUUCGAUAUAAUUUAUCGGAACACCAACGACCAUGGAAAUGCAGAUAUGCUUUCGCGUCUUCCAAUGAGAAGUCGGGUUCUUGUUCCUCUGACGUGCCGUCCGCAGGUGCUGAAGGAGCUCCACGAAGGACAUUUUGGUUCGGACAAAAUGAAACAGUUAGCUCGACGCUACAUCUGGUGGGAUACUAUCAACAGAGACAUCGAAGAACUAGCCAGGCAAUGUGCGACUUGUACUCAGUUCGCUAAACAACCAUCGAAAUCAUACCAUCCUUGGGAGAACACGGAACAACCAUUCGAUCGCAUCCAAUGUGACUACGCCGGUCCGAUAGACGGAAGAUACCUCUUCUUGGCCGUCGAUGCUCACACUAAGUGGCUAGAAGUAAUGGUUUCAAAAUCGAAAACGUCACAAACAAGCCUUAAUCAUCUUAGGAAAAUAAUUGCCCGAUUUGGAUUGCCGAGAGUAAUCGUCACUGACAACGAUCCGACCUUCGCCUCGAGUGAAUUCAACAAGUUCUGUCAAGCGAAUGGCAUCCUUCAUAAAACUAGUCCUCCCUACCACCCCGCCUCGAACGGCCAAGUGGAACGGUACGUUCAAACUACGAAGCAGGCGCUGAAGAAAAUCAAAGCUGAAGGGGAGAAAGACCUCCACACCGCGAUUCAGCAAUUUCUGUUUCGCCACCGAAUGGUGAACAGUUCAUCGACAAACAAGACUCCGGCCGAACUCAUGAUAGGACGACAAUUACGCUCCCGACUCAACCUGCUUCAAGAGCGGCCGGCAGCGAAACACGCUCAAAUCAACGAGGAGGCAAAACUUCAGCCUAGCAUGCAAGUGAUGGCACGGGUUUACAAUGGGAAGGACAAGUGGAUUCCUGGGGAAAUCAUGAAACCUUUGGGAAGGAAAGUCGCGUUAGUCAAGACUUCUCACGGAACCUGGAAACGCCACUUGAACCAGAUCAGAUCGUCAGGAGGGAGAGCCCGUGCUCAAAGUUUCCAUGAAGCACUACACCCGGCGUUGUUGGUCGCUGAAGAUCCAUCGGAAGAACGGCCGUUGAACACAUCCAGCUCGGAGAGCGAGGACACAGAUGACUUCGCCUCGGUUGGAGAUUCGGAGGAAACAGUCGAAACCCAAGAGGAGUCUCCGACGCAAGACACCGUCAACGAUCAGAAAGAUUCCCCAGCAGAAGAGUUAGUUUCGAAUUCUGGGGAGUCUCUGACACAGGCGUUGGUCAACGCGUCGAGUGAUUCAUCGAAAGGGACCUCAUGCGAAAAUCCUGUGAGGCCUCAACUGGAUCUGCGUCGAUCGACUCGUAAGACUGCUGGGAUGCCUCCUAAAAGAUUCUAA